AUGACUCGGGACGGACCGGAGAAGCAGUUUGCCUUGCUUAUCUUGGAGAAGCCUGAUGAUACCUACCGGCUAACCCUUGUGAAUCCCGGACAGGGCAAAGAGUAUCACAAGGCCUCUGUGCAGGGCCAUCCCAAGGUAAAGUACCAGACAUCCAUGGUUUUUGAGGGAAUAUGCUGUGAAAAGGCUGAGGACGAUGCAUUUUGGCUAUCACUUUUCUCUGCAGUCCCUACUGUAGGGCAGAAGUCAGAGUGGCAUCUUCUAUACGAUCUAUUUCUGCCUUUUCUGUUGGGCCCUAUGGGGCAGACCAGAAUGCUCGAGGAUGCACUUCAUGAUUCUAGAGAUCAAGAUUGGCGAAGCCCCCAACAUGGAAGCGGAUGCUGGAAGGUCAUCAUGCACGGGCUUCGGCAACUACUCCGUUCAAGUUCGGUUUCGGUGACCGACGCGAAGCUAUUCCAAUGGAGAUUGCGACAGCAGUUCUUUCGAGCGUCGCUGGAAGAUGCGGAUGCAGUUCCAAGAAUCAGCUACAGUCAAAGGACAUGCCUCCGCAUUGCAGCCUCGCAACUUGGAUUGUCAGCUGCGAAGCUGGAUGUUCGUAGAGUUGCCGAACACGGAUCAGAGUUGCUGAAAGAAGCAAAGCAACUCAUCCAACGAUCUGAUGAGGCACUGGCAGCAAAACCCGUCUUGUAUUCUGGGGAGCUGCCGCUAUCCGAGCUUCAGCUUGAUGUCUUGGCCUCACCAGCCCAAGAUGGUGCUACUGCACAUCCCAACCAGUCUUUACGCAUACCUCCUCAGAUCCCCCUAGAUCUCUUGUCUUUGCGCGAGCACGCAGAGACGAUUGAAGAAGCGAUUCAGAGCAUUUACACGGCCGAUGAGAUUUGUCGAACCCUGUCCGGGAUGCGUCAAUCUGGUCGUUGCAAGUUCGGUCACCUCUUCAUCGUGAACGUGUUGCAGCAGCUCUUCACCGAAAUCGUUCCUACUCCACUGGGACCAGCAUCGUCUGACAAAGACAAGAUUUGGUCCAACGCAGACUUCAGAUCUCCGCACCACUAUCUGACCAGACCCAUGAUCUCCGAUCUGCAGCAAGUUUUGCUCCGUCUUUGUUCGCAUUUUGCUGCCGCAGCAUACAGUAUUCUUUCCCUCUAG
Durusdinium trenchii is the source of this 1143-nucleotide messenger RNA. Lineage: Eukaryota; Dinophyceae; Suessiales; Symbiodiniaceae. The record is from the annotation of a GenBank genome assembly.